GAUUUUUAGCUGUUUAGGUUGAUAAAUUGAACUUACCCUGUCUUCCGCUCAGGCCCCUAUCAAUCUCGCAUUCUAAUACUAGAUACAAUAAUAAAUCUUUGACUUCAGUACGCGAUUAAUUUGUUCCGAAAGUUUCCACAUUUAUGUAUAACAAUCUACAUAAGUUAAAUUGUCCUUAAAUAUUGCUUUUGACAUAUAUGUCGUUUAAAAUGGUAGUUACGAUAUGUUAAAUUUAGACUGCGUAUCUAUAAAUCCCACGUAACUCCAAUCCGUGUAAAUUGGGGAUUUACUACUGUACCAUUUCCAAUGAAUUAAGGUUAUAGUUCCACAGCGUACGAGGGUGAAACAGUUCUACAAGUCUCAAAGUGAUAAAAUUUCGAAAUUAAUGAAAAGUUAUUAAUUUUACAUAAUUAACAAUUUCUUAAUACUUUUUGUAAAAGACAAAAAUGGUGAUGGGUAGUGCAGUUUUACGAACAUCGGCAAUAGACUCACCAAAAUUACUGUACAAGUUUUUAUUACGGGAAUGUCAAAAACUUCCACAUGGAGCUAAAGAAUUUUACAAACAUUCUAUUAAACAAAAUUUCAAGCAACAUGUUUAUGAACCAGAUCCAGAACGUGUUAAACAAAUUAUACAAAGAGCAUUAGAUGAUGCUAAGUGGAUUGUGCAAAAGUAUGAAAAACAGUAACACUAAAAUUAAAAAGAAUGAGUCUUUCUUGCUAAUGAUAUUUAGAUAGUUGAUCAUAGUUUUAUUGCAAUGGAUUUUAAGACAAUUAUUAGCCAGGAAAUCAAUGUAGAUAUUUCUCAAUUUUGGAAAGGUAUAUAUAUAUGGCUAAAUAGUCCUCACACAGUGAAUCGUAGGAUUUUAGCUUCUACUAAGAUAUUGACUGCAGAAGUGCAAAGUAAAAAAUCAAUUUCAUUACCAACAUGGAAAGAAAAGCUUCAUGAAACAUGUAAUAUUUUUAAAGAAAAUCCAAGUAAUAUUGAUGGAGAUGUCUUAUUAAAUGUUUUCAAUUAUGCUGAUAUUCAAGUGAACAAUUGCAGUAAUAUUGAUAUUACUGCUGCUGAAAAUAAGGGAAUUUACAUAGUUGUUAAUAAAUUAUUACCUCGCAGUACAGAAAAAUUUUCAACGACUUUCGAACUUACAAUACUUGACAAAGCAGCUCACAGUAUUACUUAUCUUCAUGAAAUUAUUUAUGCUGAAAAACAUACAUUAGGCCUUAAAUGGCCAUAUAGAAUACAAUUUGAAGAUAUUGGUUAUAUUUCUAUUAAUAUCAACAAUUCAGAAAAUGUUGAAAAUGAACAGAGCAUAAAAUGGUUGAAAGAACAAUUGUUUACGCGUUUAAUAAAGUGGAUGAUGAGCACUUUGCCCUGUAAUAGUGUAAGAGUAAUCUCUUUAAAUCUAAUAUCUUCUGAAAAGUAUAUGACUCUGUAUAACAACCUUAAGAAGAAGUAUGGCACACAAAUGGUGAAAAUUUGGCCAGAAACAACUGAUCCUAUAAAGUUCGUGUAUGAGGAUGUCGCCAUCGCCACAUAUCUACUUCUGCUAUGGGAAAAGGAAAGAAUAGAAAAAGGCAUCCUUAAUAAACAAUCGUUUGUUGAUCUGGGCUGCGGAAAUGGUUUGCUGGUGCACAUUUUAGCCAGCGAAGGACAUCCAGGACUGGGAAUCGAUUUACGCAAACGAAAAAUCUGGGAUUUAUUUCCAAAAACAACACACCUAGAGGUGCGAACAAUAGUACCAUCUUCCUCCAGCUUGUUUCCCGAUACUGAAUGGCUUAUCGGUAAUCAUUCAGACGAACUGACACCAUGGAUUCCAGUAAUAGCAGCACGCAGUUCUUAUAAUUGUCGUUUCUUCCUAUUGCCCUGUUGCGCUUAUGAAUUUGAUGGUCAAAAAUAUCAGAGAGAUUGUGCGGCUAUGAGUCAGUACUCCGAAUAUAUGCAAUAUUUGAAUAAUGUCUGCACACAAUGCGGUUUUAAGACUAACGUGGAUAAAUUACGAAUACCGUCUACGAAGAGAAUAUGUCUAAUUGGUUGGGAACGAACAUAUUCACAUUCAUCCAGUGAGUUACAAGAUCGAAUCAUUCAAGAGAUCAUUGCAGCACGGUCUGCAAAACGAAAUCAAAACUUUGUUAUCGAAAAAAGUGCUAUUCAUGAUCAAUGUUGGACACAGAAUUUCAUACCAAGAGAGGUCAUAGAAAAAGUCAGGAAUUGCACGCAAUUGGAUAAGAAUCUCAUUGCCGAUAUCGUAAACAUUGUCACUAAGGAAUUGUUAAAAAGAACACGCAUGAUAUCAAUCGAGGGAAGACCCGACUUUACAUGGAAUGCUGGAGGUCUCAUUGAAAUAAAUAAAAUAGCUAAUAUGAUACCACUUUCUUUAUUAAAGCAAUUAAAAAGUGAGUGUGGAGGACUUCAGACGUUAUUAAAAAAUAACGGACAUAUAUUUGAAGUUAGAGAAGGCAAGGUCCAGUUCAAAAUGCCUGGAAUUAAACCAAUUAGAAAUGUUAAAAGAAAAGGCAAUUUAGGAAUAAUUAGGAAAGUUAAAAUUUGCUGGUUCCACCAGAAUCAUCCAAAUGGAUGUCCCGCUGAUGAAGCUUAUUGUAAUUUCAAACAUUAAAUAGAAUAUGAUACUCAGUUAUUAUACUUUAAGACGAACAACAAAAAUAUUAUAUUCCGUUAUUCUUCUCCAUUUGAAAGCAUUUAAAUGAGACAUCAAGUAACUCACACGAUGCUGAAAUGUUAGAAAUACGUAGUACAGACAUCGUGAAUCGCCAUUUCCAUGUAAUAGAAAUCGUAAAUCCGCAAAGGACAUCUUAUAAACGUCAUUAAGAAAUACAUUUAUUCCAUCUACAGAUGGAAUAAAUGUAUGUAAGUUUUUAGAUGUUAAAAAAUCCUACCCGAAGGUGCGCACGUUGUUAUAAACA
Molecule: messenger RNA, 2919 nt
Organism: Cephus cinctus (wheat stem sawfly)
Lineage: Eukaryota; Metazoa; Arthropoda; Insecta; Hymenoptera; Cephidae
Product: LYR motif-containing protein 9
Exons: 4
Coding region: 756-2612 (618 amino acids)
Biological process (GO): tRNA methylation
Molecular function (GO): tRNA (uridine) methyltransferase activity
Source: RefSeq, a predicted model, not a curated record